AUGGCAGAGAGCUCUAAGCCGAAGCAGAAAGAUGAGGAAGGCAGUUAUGACAAAGAGGUUAUUUCUAAACAUCCUGACAUGGAACUAGCUCAACUUAGAUUUCUUGUCAAUCACCCGGAGCUCGAUAAGGAUAUUAAGAAACAAAAACUAGACCAGCUACAAAAGGCUAUCAAGGAGCAUGACAUGGCGCCUUUGUAUCAAAUGAUCUGCGAUGAGCUUGGUGUCCCAGUUGAUAAAACUCAGCUCGCAGCAAUGAAGGAAAACAACACCAAGCGUAUCAAAGAGAUUGAGGCAGAAAUAGAAGACGCGGAGAACAACUUAGGUAGCACCGAAGUCCGUCAGGCAUGGCUACGAAAGUUCGAGUAUUACUGUCAGAUUGGAGACAAGGAGAACGUGAUCAAAACGUUCACGUCUACGUACGAUAAGUCGGUUGGAAUGGGUUACCGUAUCGAUCUUGUUUUCAAUAUGAUUCGGGUUGGCCUGUUUUUCCUUGACCACAGCUUGAUUAACCAACAUAUCACUAAAGCCAAGGAGCUCAUGGAACAGGGUGGCGAUUGGGAACGCAAAAACAGGCUACGCUCUUAUGAAGCUCUCUACAAGAUGUCUGUAAGAGAUUUUGCCGGAGCCGCUGACCUCUUCCUAGAAGCAGUACCUACAUUUGGAUCGUACGAACUGAUGACAUACGAGAACCUGGUUUUCUACACAGUUGUGACUUCUUUGUUUGCCCUUGACCGUCCAGAUCUGCGAACUAAGGUCAUCAAGUGUAAUGAAAUACAGGAGCAGCUAACCGGAGGAGGAGCUAAUGGCGCUCUGAUCCCUGUUCGAGAAUAUCUUGAAGCCUAUUAUGGAUGUCACUAUGAUAGAUUCUUCGUCCAACUAGCGGCGUUAGAAAGCGAACGAUUCAAAUUUGAUCGUUAUCUUGCACCUCAUUUCAAUUACUACUCACGUGGUAUGCGUCUUCGCGCAUACGAACAGUUCUUGACUCCUUAUAAGACUGUGCGAAUAGACAUGAUGGCCAAAGACUUCGGCGUUUCUCGUGCUUUUAUUGACAAAGAGCUUCACCGACUGAUCGCAGCAGGUCAACUUCAUUGCAGAAUUGAUGCAGUUCGCGGCGUUAUUGAGAUGAACCAUCCUGAUUCGAAAAACUACUUGUACAAAGCUGUCAUAAAGGAUGGUGAUAUUCUAUUGAAUCGCAUUCAGAAGCUCGCUCGAGUAAUUAAUGCCUGA
This is a messenger RNA of Ostertagia ostertagi, 1227 nucleotides long. NCBI's taxonomy places the organism in Eukaryota, Metazoa, Nematoda, Chromadorea, Rhabditida, Trichostrongylidae. The record is from the annotation of a GenBank genome assembly.